UAAGUGCGGCGAGGCGGGUGAGCAGCUAUUCGUGGACGUUGGGGGAAAAUUUUUGCUAUAGCCACUCAAAACAUCCGCUCGGCAGUGAAGGAGACGGGUCGUACGGAACCGAGAAGGGUUUACAACAGCUAAGUAUUUGUCCAGGUUACGCUAGGGCGACGAAUUUGACAGUAUCGCAGUCAAAAAUUGUAUUUACAUAACCAGCUUUCCCGGUAUUCGCGGCGGGGAGUAGCCGGUCCUGCCACCGUGUCUUGUGGUCGUUAACGGCACCAACUGCCUCAAUUUACAGGCCAAUUAAUUGCUCUGUUUUUCAGUUACACUUGAGUAAUGUCAACAGAGCGCAGGCCCACUUAAGUUUUCCAGUACAUGUACAUUUAUUUGCGCAUUUUUCACCAUUCAGAAAAACAAGUUAUACAACAAGCCAGGCUACAGCUCCCCAGCGAAUCAGGUCCUAAAGCCCGCCGGGUUGGUAGUCACAUUGCCGCGGAGCGCGCUCUGUCUUGUGCCCAAAUGGUUCAGCAGCCAUCGGUUUUUAAAUUCUUCGACAUUAUGGAAAAGGUUCUUUUAGAGCAAGGCUAAUUUAAAAAAAAGUUGGACCGCAUUAACUGAAAACAAAGGGUUGUAUGCUAAAAUAGCAUACGCGGACUUUUCUUCAUACAUUUGGAUUCCCAGUGGCCUUGUUCUCCCCGUGUUUUGUUUUUUUAUUCUUCGACAUUAACCGUGAGUGAGUCGGGAUAAAAGUGGAGCGAGCACCAAAAGACUCUUGAUAUCAUUCAAAAAGGAAAAAAAUAAGGACUCGUCCAGUUGAGUAAUGGUCAUUAAUACGAUCCACUGGUUCAGGAAGGGCUUGCGGCUCCACGACAACCCGUCGCUCAAGGAAUCUCUGCAGGGAGCGGACACUGUCCGCUGCAUCUACAUCCUCGACCCCUGGUUCGCGGGAUCGUCCAACGUUGGGAUCAACAGGUGGAGGUUCUUACUGCAGAGUCUUGAGGACUUGGACUCCAGCCUCCGUAAGCUCAACUCUCGUCUGUUUGUGAUUCGAGGCCAACCCACUGAUGUCUUUCCCAGACUUUUCAAGGAAUGGAAGAUUACUCGCCUGUCUUAUGAGUAUGACUCUGAGCCCUUUGGGAAGGAGCGAGAUGCAGCUAUUAAGAAGCUGGCCUCUGAGGCUGGAGUGGAGGUGACAGUUCGCACCUCCCACACGCUCUAUGACCUGGACAAGAUCAUAGAGUUGAAUGGGGGUCAGUCCCCUCUUACCUACAAGCGGUUCCAGACCCUCAUCAGUCGUAUGGACCCAGUGGAGGUGCCUGUGGAGUCCAUCACGGCUGAGAUCAUGGGAAAAUGCACUACGCCACUGUCCGAAGACCACGAUGACAAGUUUGGGGUCCCCUCCCUGGAGGAGCUCGGUUUUGACACUGAGGGUCUGUCCUCAGCUGUGUGGCCGGGGGGAGAGACUGAAGCCCUCACACGACUUGAGAGGCAUUUGGAGAGGAAGGCAUGGGUUGCCAACUUUGAGCGUCCCAGAAUGAACGCCAACUCGCUGCUUGCCAGCCCGACAGGCCUCAGCCCGUACCUCCGCUUCGGCUGCCUCUCCUGUCGCCUCUUCUACUUCAAGCUCACCGAUCUGUAUAGGAAGGUGAAGAAGAACAGCUCCCCUCCUCUCUCGCUCUACGGUCAGCUGCUCUGGCGCGAGUUCUUCUACACGGCAGCCACCAACAACCCGUGCUUCGACAAGAUGGAGAGUAACCCCAUCUGUGUUCAGAUCCCCUGGGACCGCAACCCCGAGGCGCUGGCCAAGUGGGCGGAGGGCCGGACCGGCUUCCCCUGGAUCGACGCCAUCAUGACCCAGCUGAGGCAGGAGGGAUGGAUCCACCACCUGGCCAGGCACGCCGUGGCCUGUUUCCUGACCAGAGGAGACCUGUGGAUCAGCUGGGAGGAGGGCAUGAAGGUGUUUGAGGAGCUGCUGCUGGAUGCAGACUGGAGUGUGAACGCAGGCAGCUGGAUGUGGCUCUCCUGCAGCUCUUUCUUCCAGCAGUUCUUCCACUGCUACUGCCCCGUGGGUUUUGGCCGACGCACAGACCCCAACGGAGACUACAUACGGCGCUACCUGCCCAUUCUGCGAGGGUUUCCAGCCAAGUAUAUUUAUGAUCCCUGGAACGCUCCAGAGAGCGUGCAGAAGGCAGCCAAAUGUAUUAUUGGAGUUCAUUACCCAAAGCCCAUGGUGCAUCACGCGGAAGCCAGCCGUCUCAACAUCGAGAGAAUGAAACAGAUCUACCAGCAGCUCUCCUGUUACAGGGGCCUCGGCCUUUUGGCUACAGUUCCCUCCAACUCCAGUGGCAACGGUAAUGGCAACAACGAAGCGUCCUCAGAUGCGAUGGGGUUCCAUGUUGAAGCUACACAUGAUGCUGCAGCUGCAUCUGGCUAUCAGAUGCCAGUUCACUCCCAGGGAGACUGGCAAAGUGGUGUCAUGAUGUACCUGCAGGGGGAUCCACAAGCCAGCAUCAGCACACAUCAGCAGGUUCCAGGUUAUGCAGGCACCAGUUCCAGUAUGAUGUGUUACACUCAAGGCAGCCAGCAGAUUCCUGCCCCUGUCAUUCAAAAAGGGCCUGAACAUCACUCCACCACUCAGACCAGUGGCAAACGGCACAGCGAGGACUCUGGAAAUGGCAAAAGCUCUAAAGUCCAGAGACAGAGCAGUCGCUAGAAAGGAGCGCCUGCAGACUCGCUGACAAACACACCGUGUAUACAGCCAACACAAAGUGGACACUAAGACUUACAUAUUUGUUUAAAGCACUACAGUGUUGCAUGAUCUCACCCUUCAGGAGGAGCAUACGAACCCGUCACCACACACAUUCACAAGUUUCUCCAGUAACCGGACUGUAUAUUAUCAUGUGGACUGCACGGCCUGGCCAGUGGCGACAUCGCUGGAGAGGCUGUUACACUGUGCUUAUCUUUGGGUUAAUAUUGCCGGGACAAAAGUCCUUGUGUAUAUAAUGAAUUUGCUAAUUUCAGCUCACAUACAACUUGUACAUAUUUGGAUAUUGUAUGUGUGUUUUCUCGCUUUGUGUAGCUCAUAGACCCAUUGAUAUAUUUUUGAUAUGAGAAAUCAUUGAGGAUGGAUCUUAUUUCUUUUUGGAAAAAUUUUCAAUAAAAAAGCAUUUAAAGACCGUCCAUUCUGAAGUAAUGGUGAGAAAAAUCUUGUAUCUCUGCUAAUACAGUCGCCUGUCCUCAUUUAUUCUACUUCCCAAAUUUCCUUUCUGAGCCAUCCGAUGUAUCUAUCAACAGAAGUGUUUCGAUCAUUUCCUUCCUCUAUCUGAGAACUAGCUGGCUCGCUUUGUCCCUUACCACUGUAGAGGCGAUAUCAGUAUGAUGUUAACUAUCAACUUAUUGCCCUUGUCAAUGGUUUUUGAGAAAAGGUGACAGGAAUAAAGAGUCUUCAUAUCAUGGUGUCCCUCCCCCCCUGUGUAAUUCCCAAUAAAUGUACCACUGGAGAGAACUGCUUCAUUUGCUUCUUGUUCCUUCUCAAUGUGCUUGUUUAAUUAAAACUGGGUUAAGUA
This is a messenger RNA of Toxotes jaculatrix (banded archerfish), 3557 nucleotides long. RefSeq names its product cryptochrome-1-like. The record is from RefSeq and is a predicted model, not a curated record. Gene Ontology annotation, molecular function: DNA binding; FAD binding. Gene Ontology annotation, biological process: circadian regulation of gene expression; negative regulation of DNA-templated transcription; entrainment of circadian clock by photoperiod. Lineage: Eukaryota; Metazoa; Chordata; Actinopteri; Toxotidae. Gene Ontology annotation, cellular component: cytoplasm; nucleus. The transcript has 14 exons. Bases 812 to 2704 code for a protein of 630 amino acids.